AUGAACCACCGUUGUGGCAAUACUCUGCUCUUCUAUCAAAGAUACAGUGUUCUGUGUAAAGCUAUAGGAUAUAUGGAUUUAACUGAAGUUUUCACAAUUCUGAUACAUCUCAUGUCAGUCCUGUAUGCUGGAUAUUGUUAUUCUGGAGAUAAAGCCAUGAAUCCUUCUUGUAAUCUGGAGAUUAUCAAGACACUUGAGGACUAUGAAUAUAUUCAAGAAGGAAAUAUCAUGAUUGGAGGAGUGAUAACUGUGAAUGCGUUGGUGUCUCGUUUCAGAAAUACACACAGUUAUGAUAAAUUCAUGUUGUGUCUGAAGCCAAGUCCCCAAAAUUACAAAUAUCUUUUGGAUUUCCGUUACUUCAUCAAUGAAUUUAACAAGACCCUAUUCUUGAAACAAAACCUGACGCUGGGAUACCACAUAUAUGAUUCCUGUGGAGAUGUAUAUAAGGCACAGAGGAGCAUAUUACAGAUAUUAUCUGGACUCAGAGACCCAAUUCCUAAUUAUUCCUGUGCAGGGAAGAGAAAUAUUGUUGGAUUUAUUGGGGAUCUCACCUCAGAAACAACAAUUCCCAUUGCUCAUAUACUCAGUGUGCUUGGCUAUUCUCAGAUCAGUUAUGGAGCUACAGACCCUUUCCUCAGUGACAGAGCCACCUUCCCAUUCUUUUUCCGGACAGUACAAAGUGAGGAAAGCCAGUAUUUUGCUAUAACACAAUUACUGAAAUAUUUUGGAUGGACCUGGGUUGGAAUUAUUACAUCGGAUGAUGUAACUGGAGACAGAGCUUAUCAACUGCUUACAAAGUAUCUCUCCAGUGAAGGCAUCUGCAUUGACUUCACAAUAAAGAUCCGCUAUGGCGAUUCCCAUAAACAUUAUCCUUUGUAUAGGGAGAUCAUCCAGAGAUCCUCAACCAGCGUUGUUAUUUUUUGUGGGAUAAUGAAUAUGGAGAAUGCAGAAAAUGUACAUGAACUAUCAGAUCUACUUAGUGAAAAGACCUUUAUCUUUCCAUCUAACUGGUUAUAUAAUAGCCUGGCUCUUGGUUAUGCACUUACAUUACUUAAUGGGAGCUUGAUAUUUAUGCAGAACAGGGCAGACUAUACUAAAAAUAAUCUCCACUUCAGACAGUUCCUGGAAAGUGUCCAUCCUUCAGCAUACCCAGAUGAUAAAUUGCUAGAAGACAUUUGGAUGUUCUAUCACUUAUGUUUGUCAAAAGAUGAAAAAAGGAAUAUUUUACAUGAAUUCCUUUAUUCACAACAUCUUCAUAAAUGCACAGGAGCAGAACGACUAAUAGAUAUUAAUGCCUUUGAUGAUGAAUUUCAUACGUUUAGUAUCAUGGUUGCAGUUCAUACCUUGGCUGUAGUGAGUGACGGGCUGCAUUAUUUGCAAUUACAUAAUCAGCAGAAUUUGGGAACUAGCAAGGUGAUCCAUUAUAAGUAUCAGAUUCCAAGAGCUCAGUGUUCACAAAGCUGUCUCCCUGGCUUUAGGAAGGCAACAAAGUCUGGAGCCAAGUCCUGUUGUUAUGAUUGUGUCCUGUGUUCCGAAGGAGAGAUCUCCAUUGUUACUGACAGUGACAACUGUUUCCUUUGCUCAGACAAGGAAUGGCCCAACGAGAAGAAAAAUCAGUGUAUCCCCAAAUCUGAACACUUUCUCUCAUAUACAAUUGACAUGAUUUCUGUGGUUUUCACAUUCAUGUCACUUUUCUUUUUUGCUGUAACAGCGAUGAUAUUGACAGUUUUUAUUAAAUAUCAGGACACCCCCAUUGUGAGAGCCAACAAGAGGAGCCUGAGCUUUCUCCUCCUUGUCUCCAUCAAGCUGAGCUUCCUUAGUGUGUUUCUGUUCCUCGGUCGCCCUGUGGAUAUAACCUGCAUGCUGCGUAACAUCACUUUUGGAAUCACCUUCUCCAUAGCUGUCUCUUCUCUCCAGGCCAAGACUAUCAUGGUUUGUGUUGCUUUCAAAGCCACCAAGCCAGGGAGCUCAUGGAGAAAAUGGGUGGGAGUCAAACUGUCCAAUUCUGUAGUCUUGUUCUGCUCAUCCAUUCAAAUAAUAAUCUGCAUGACUUGGUUGGCCAUUUCUCCUCCCUUUCAGGAACUGGACCUUCACACUUACCCUGGAACCAUCAUCAUUCAGUGCAAUGAGGGCUCAGCUAUUGGCUUUUACUCAGUUAUUGGGUAUAUGGGGCUUCUGGCAGCUGUUAGUUUUGUUUUAGCAUUUUUAGCUCGGACAUUACCGGACAGUUUUAAUGAGGCCAAGUACAUCACUUUCAGCAUGCUGCUCUUCUGCAGUGUUUGGAUCACAAUGAUCCCGGCUUAUCUGAGCACCAAAGGCAAAAACACUGUGUGUGUGGAGAUAUUUGCCAUACUCACCUCAAGUGCUGGACUUUUAUUCUGUAUAUUUCUUCCAAAAUGUUACACAAUUUUGUUUAGACCUGAUAUUAAUAAAAAAUCAAAUUUAUUUUUAGUCAAAACCUGA
Xenopus laevis (African clawed frog) is the source of this 2463-nucleotide messenger RNA. RefSeq names its product vomeronasal type-2 receptor 116. Bases 1 to 2463 code for a protein of 820 amino acids. The record is from RefSeq and is a predicted model, not a curated record. The transcript has 5 exons. NCBI's taxonomy places the organism in Eukaryota, Metazoa, Chordata, Amphibia, Anura, Pipidae.